This is a messenger RNA of Alternaria triticimaculans, 4596 nucleotides long. RefSeq lists its product as uncharacterized. The transcript has a single exon. The coding region runs from base 1 to 4596 and encodes 1531 amino acids. Lineage: Eukaryota; Fungi; Ascomycota; Dothideomycetes; Pleosporales; Pleosporaceae. The record is from RefSeq and is a predicted model, not a curated record. Gene Ontology annotation, biological process: regulation of DNA-templated transcription. Gene Ontology annotation, molecular function: transcription coregulator activity.
AUGAACAACCCCAACAUGCAACAGAACGGCAUGCAACAGAACCGGGCCACCGCGGGACUCCACCACUUUAUCCAGCACUAUCGCGUGCAGCAGCAACAAGGCAAGAUCCCAAAUGGCUGGCAGCAGGGUACGCAGCCGGAAGAGCGCGGUCAGCUGGCCCUCCAGUUCUUCACUCAGUACCGCCUGCUCAAGCCUGAAAUCGCCGAGGUCGAGUCUAUGCGCGCCGCCCUCCAGUUCGAGACGCAGACCUUCAUGUCUUCUUCGACAAAGGACCAAUACGUCUCCAACAUCAAGCAAAAGCUCAUCGUCAUGACGACUGCGCGCCAGCAACAAUUACAACAACGCAUGCAAGGCGGCGUUCCCAACAACAUGAACAACCCGAUGAACGGCAUGAAUCCCGCCCAGAUGAACCAGAUGAACAUGAUGAAUCAGAUGAGUCAGCAAGGCGCCAGGCCCGGAGGCCCCCAGUUCAACCCGGCCUUUCCGAAUGCCCAACUUCAACGGCCCAUGCAAGUUUCACCAGUGCCCAUGUCACAAGGGCAGUCUUCUAUGGGUGUUAAUGGGGCCAACCCCGCCAACAUGCCCCAACAGGGACAAAACAACCAGCAACCGAACAUGCAACCCAACCAGCCCACACAGAAUCGUCAGGACCAACUGAUCAUCAACCAGUUCGCUAAAAAGCUCAUGGAUACUUGUAAAGAGGAGGUUCGGCUCAAAUUCGAAGCUGAUAUUCGCGCAUGGCCCGAGGAUAAGAAGCAGCAGCUGCUCGCUCAGGGUAUCAACCCUCUCUUCCUCCGUUUCCGACAACACGCCGACAUGCUUUACAGAAGGGGCGCCCUCAACCAGCAGGGAGCUGCGCAAAAUGCCGGCGCCAUGCAGGGAGCUGCUCAGCCGAACCGGAUGCAGGCCCAGCAGAUGGGCAUGAAUCCACGUCAGCCUAACCAAGAGUUUGACUUCACUGAGAUAGCAAAUCGGCAAAUGGAAGCUAUGCGCAGUCAGGACCAGGGCAACACAGUAGUGCCUGCAAGCAACAACCAGAAUAACGGCGGUCAGAUGGGCGGCUUCCAGGGCCAAAACGCACAACAAAAUGCAUCACAAAAUGCCAUGGCACAGCGCCAGGCUGCUGAGGCAUUUCACCGCCAGCAACAGGCACAGCAGGCGCAACAAGCGCAAGCACAAGCUCAGGCCCAGGCUCAAGUUCAGGCUCAGGCUCAGGCGCGGUUGGAGCAACAACGGCAGCAACAGGCGGCGCAAGCACGCAACCAGCAGAACCAGAUGCUCCAAGGCCAAAUGGGCGGUCUGAACAUGCCCCAGGGUUCUCAGGCCAGCCCCGCCAUGCCUAUGCUCAACCGGCCGAUGGCUCCACCGGGACAGGCAGGACCUCCUGGUACACCGCAACAGCAACGGCCCCCUCAAGCUCACGUUCCCAUCAUGACGCCUCAACCCGGACAGACUGACCCCAACCUGUCCGAGCUUAUGCGACAAGCGCAACAAAGAGCUGCCGCCGUGCAGCAGGCCAACCAGCAACCGCUGACUGAUCAGGUUCGCAUGAACAUGAUGCCGGCCGACCUAGACCCGAACGUCAAGCAGCAACUGCUCAAGGUUCCGGAGCCUCAGUUCCGCGUAAUACUACAGAGCUACAUGAUGAAUCUUCGUCGCAAUGGCGGAAUUCAAAAUGGGGCCUUCCCCCCGGGUCAACCCAAUGCUGGGCAGCAAAACUUGCCUUUCAAUCAACAACCGCAACAGCAGAUGCCGCCUAAUAUGGGCGGUCCCAUGAUGAACCCCAACAUGCAGCAAGGCAUAAAUCGUGGCUUGAACCUUACGCAGCCACAACCUGGGGCUGGACCACAGCCUCCUAUGGGAGCACAGCGUGCGCCAAUGCAGUCUCAGCAGCAACGCUUACAGGCGGCCUCCAACUUGCUACGAGCCAAUCCUGGCAUCAUACAUGCUACUGACCCCAAGCCAUUUCCUCCGAACGUUUUGAACAAUUCCAUCCGUAACAGUCUUCCUCCGGAUGUUAGAACAUGGCAGCAACUGAAGCUGUGGGCUGGCCAAAACCCCGCUCUCGUUCCGGGUGUCGACAGCCAGAAGCUGCUCAUGCUACAGGUUCUUCACUUCCAAGAUAUGGUACGGAACUCUAACCAAAAUGGACCGGGUCCUAAUGGCACACCACAGCCUGGCCAUGGCAUUGCCCCGCCGGCGCAAGGAAAUCCUAAUCAAGGUCUUCUGAGGAAUCCCCCACAACAACCGAACAUGCAAAACAUGCUCCAGGUCACCCCUCAAGAAUUGGCACAAUUCCGGGCAAGAAUGGCAGGCCAGCCACAAGCCAACAUGCCAGACGAGCAACUACGAGGUCUGAUGAUGUCCAUAAAGAUGAAGAAUCUUCAGCAUCAGCGGCAGCAACAGGCGCAGCAACAUUUGAUGCAGCAGCAACAAGCCCAACGCGGUCAGGCGCAACCGCCUGCGAACAUCGCAGUUCAGCAGCAGCAAAACAACCGUCCACCGACUGUACAACCUCCAGCACAACCAACCCCUCAGCCCAAACCAGCGGCCAGACCUCCUCCACCACAAUCGCAGCCCAUGCAACCACAGCUAUCCAACAACAACAACAACAACAAUGUGAACAAGGGCACAAAGCGACCCAACGAGGACACUGCCGAGUCAGGUGCAGAUGCCGCGCCACAGGCCACCGCGAUGGCUUCGACGAAGUCUCAACCCGGGCUCAAUCUUACUCAUGAGCAAAUGUCGAAACUUACCCCGGCCCAGCAUGCUCAGUACAAGGCACAGUUACUGAAGGCUCAAGAUGCCUCCAACAACAAGAUGCAGCAACAACGGGGUGGUGUCGUCAACCAUGAAGAACUCCGACAAAGGAUGGCAGACCCAGCGAGGACCCGGCAAUUCAAGCAGCUGAUGGACGAAGUAGAAAAGAGUAUCCCCGCCAGACCGCCAGUACAGCUGCCGCAGCAGAUGCGAAUACCACUACAGCGAUCGUUUAAAGAACAACUCAGCCGACUAAAACAGGUGGAUCAGGCUCUACGCAUUUUCCACGCUUCGUACGAUUCCUCUGAGCCCGAGCAAGUUAUCCGCCAAAUCAUGACAUCUCGCGUGCUGCUGUACCAGCAGAUCGACCUGUCAGAUGGCACUCUUCGCCCUCAAGUCACGCUCACUAUUGAAGAGUUCAAGAACCAUAUGGGCGCAACACUCAAGUUCGUCAACAAGAUUAUGGAAAAGGUCAAGCAGCAAACAGCUGGUCAGCAGCCGCAGCCGCAGCUCCAGGGUGGUUCGAAUGCCCCGCCCGCUCAACUUAAUGCCGCAAAUCUGAAAAUCGUAGAACAACAAAACCGCAGCCAGAAGCCGCCUUCUGCCCCUACCACCGACCGACCACCAUUCGCCAUCGGAGCUGACUCAGGCCACGGAGCGGCACACUACUUCGAGGGAGCGAGACCAGUCACGAAUCUGGUGUUGCCGGAGAAGAAGCGCGCAAAGCUUGAGGGUAGCCAAUCAUCUACUCCUGGUGCGAGAGCGUCUCCUCGAAUCGGUUCAGGUACAGGUAACUCGCCUGAACUCAGAAGACAACCGCCCCCUGAGAAGCAAAUGCCACAACGACCGACUUUCCGAUGUAACGAUGCGAGUUGUGAAUUCUCUGUAAGGGGCUUUGAUACCCAGGGUGAACUAGAGGCGCACAGUCAGAUACAUGUCAAGGUCGAGAACCCGAUGCAAUUUGCUCUCGACUCCAUGGCGGAUUACUUGGAUAUUGACCAGAAGACUGGCGAAGCUAAGGUCGACCAAAACGCUGCCAAACGCGCGUCGAAGCCCGCGCCGGCUGCCCCACGAGCAACUCAACAGGCUGUUAAGCCGGAGCAGACCCCCGGCGCUUCGAACAAUGCUGCCACUCCAGUUGCACAACAGCCGGCAACUACGGCGAUGGCGCGGGUGCCAACGCAAACGGGCGUCAAGGACUCACCGUCGUCGAACCUGCUCAAGACACCCCAGGCGAUGACCAAGGUGGCUACACCUGGCUCGGGUGCCCGCGGCAAACCCACACCGGCCAGCAUCCCCAAAUCUGUACCCAAGGAGCAGCAAGCAACAGCUCCGGAGCCCGUGGUUCAAGACGAAGAGCAGACGCCGCAGCAGCCCAUGCUCCCAAUGUCUCUUCUUGACUAUUCCUACGAAGAUACCUUUGCCGCUCUCGAUGCGAACGGGCCUUUCACAGUCUUCGAUCUCAAGGACGAAGAUAACACGUGGGCACUCCGCUCCCGGCCCGCUUCACCAUCCGCCACGCCCGAGUCAUCUAACAAAGACACGCCUUCCACACGACAGUCUGACAUCUCCGAGAACGACAAUCUCGUUAUCAAUAUCGAUCUCAAGGAUGCCGACAUGCCUGAUGCAUGGCACAUCACCAUGGCUGGUGAUGUCCUCCCAAUGGAUAUGCAACUCUCUGAAGACCUGCAGAAUCUGGGCGUUGUUCUUCCUCCCAUGGAUAGCGAAGACAUGAUGUUAUUCCCUGACUAUGGUCCAGGGACUAUGAUGGAUCUCGACAUGCUCGAGAAGACCAUGGACAGCAUGGGUGGAACACUUGAUCCAUCCAUGCUUUGA